This is a messenger RNA of Pygocentrus nattereri (red-bellied piranha), 985 nucleotides long. RefSeq names its product aquaporin-4. NCBI's taxonomy places the organism in Eukaryota, Metazoa, Chordata, Actinopteri, Characiformes, Serrasalmidae. The record is from RefSeq and is a predicted model, not a curated record. Gene Ontology annotation, cellular component: plasma membrane. Gene Ontology annotation, biological process: transmembrane transport. The transcript has 6 exons. Gene Ontology annotation, molecular function: water channel activity. Bases 151 to 984 code for a protein of 277 amino acids.
GAUGAGGGGUGGUCUCUGCAUUCAGAAGUCUCCUUCACUGGUAUUAAUGUGCCUGUUUUUACGCUGUAUACAGCCUUCUUUCAUGUCCAUACAUACAAACACAUACACAAAUACACACACAUUGACGGAUAACCAAACUCUGGGUUCAUCAUGACUCUGCGGGAGGAGGUAAGGAGCCGUCAGUUUUGGCGGGCCAUGCUGGCUGAGAUAUUAGGCUCUUUGAUCUUCAUAUCGGCUGUGUUGGGCUCUUCACUGCGAGGGCCUGAUGAUGCUUCCUCUGGGCCUCUGUACCCAGCACUGGCUGCAGGCAUGGCAGCAGUUGGUCUGGGACACUGCUUUGGAGAAAUCAGUGGGGCGCAGGUGAACCCUGCUGUAACUCUUGCUUUGUUGACUACACGAAGACUGGAUGUGCUAAGGGCGGUGGUCUAUGUCUUUGCCCAGUGCUUAGGGGCCACUCUAGGGGCUGGAAUCCUCUACUUGGUCCUACCUUUGAAAUCUACAGCAGAGAUCUAUGUCAACAAGCUACCCAUGGAGGUGAACGCAGGGCAGGCUUUGGGGAUAGAGAUGCUAGCUACCUUUCAGCUGGUAUUCACCAUCUUUUCUGUGGAGGACCUGCGCAGGAGAGAGGGGAGUGAGCCUGGCAACCUGGCCAUCGGCUGUUCUGUCAGUGUUGGCAUCUUUACUGCCGGAAGAAUCUCUGGUGGCAGUAUGAACCCUGCACGCUCUCUUGGACCUGCCAUUGUAGUUGGAUACUGGGAACAUCACUGGGUGUACUGGAUUGGGCCAGUGUUGGGCGCAGUGUUGGCCGGGGUGUCUCAUGAGUUCUUUUUUGCCCCGAGUGCUUCAAGGCAAAAGCUGCUGGCAUGUCUCACCUGUAAGGACAUUGAGAUCAUGGAGACAGCCAGUGUGUCCCGCUCAUCUCUGUCUACUGUCACACAGACAGCAAUGAGAGCCAAGCAGACGAAUAAACUUGAGCACAACUGAA